Cucumis sativus (cucumber) is the source of this 991-nucleotide messenger RNA. Its product is annotated as heavy metal-associated isoprenylated plant protein 39. NCBI's taxonomy places the organism in Eukaryota, Viridiplantae, Streptophyta, Magnoliopsida, Cucurbitales, Cucurbitaceae. The coding region runs from base 257 to 874 and encodes 205 amino acids. The transcript has 3 exons. The record is from RefSeq and is a predicted model, not a curated record. Gene Ontology annotation, molecular function: metal ion binding.
CUCUCUCCUACUCUGCCAAUUCUUGUUUGGACUCAAAUUUUUCCUCUUCUUUCUUUUUUAUUUGGUACUACAAAGGCUGCCCAAAAAAUAAACCUCACUCUCCAUCUUUUUCAACAAAAGCAUAAUUCUACUUGUGCUCUUCAUCUUCUUCAUCUCUCUCUCUCUCUCUCUCUCUCUAAUCAAUAACCCAUUUCUUCUUAUCCUUUUUCUCUUCAUUCUUCAUCCAUUCAUCUCUCUCAAUAAACUCAACAUAACUAUGAAGAAGUUAAUAUUGAAAUUGGAUUUACAUGAUGACAAAGCUAAGCAGAAGGCUUUGAAGACAGUUUCUGCACUUUCAGGGAUUGAUUUAAUUGCAAUGGACAUGAAAGAGAGGAAGCUAACAGUAAUUGGGACAGUGGAUCCGGUGAAUGUAGUAAGCAAAUUGAGGAAAUAUUGGCCAACACAUAUAAUUUCAGUAGGGCCAGCAGUAGAGCCCAAGAAGGAAGAACCAAAGAAGGAGGAGCCCAAAAAAGAGGAAGGGAAGAAAGAAGAGGAAGGCAAGAAGGAGGAGCCAAAGAAAGAAGGAGAUGACAAAAAAGACGAAGCAAAGAAAGACGAGUCGAAGAAGGACGAUGACAAAAAAGAUGAGCCAAAGAAGGAAGGUGAAAAGAAGGAAGAAGAGAAGAAGAAAGAGCAACCGCAAGUAGCUGUGCCAGUACCAAUGCCAAUGCCGAUGCAGAUGCCGAUGCCGAUGCCAAUGCCGAUGCACAUGCAACAGCAUGACCCAAGAAUAAUGGAGAUGGUUAAGGCUUAUAGAGCAUAUAACCCUCAUUUGACCACUUAUUAUCAUGUUCAAAGCAUGGAAGAGAACCCAAAUGCUUGUGUUAUUUGUUAAGUUCUACUUUUCUAUAUCUAUGGAGCCUUUUUGGAAACUUUUGGUGAUAUAUAUAUGCAUUUGAAGCUAAAGCUCUCUUUUGUAAAUAAAAAAAAAAAAAACACAAUUAUUAUGCCU